GUUCCAGUAAUAUCUCGCAAUCAUGCCGCCCCGUAAGCAGUGGAUUGACAAGAAAAACGCCACCACUUACCAACUCUUCCACCGCUCGCAAAAUGACCCUCGAAUCCACGACCCCGAAGCCGAUGACCGGGUUCUGUAUCAAACCUCAGGGCCUGCCCCGGAGUCCAGCGCCUCGUCCGAUGCCGCGAAGCGCGCACAGAAUCUCAGGGAUUUGAGCUCCCAGUUCGGCCCCGACGCCCUCCGCCAGAACGAAGGCGAAGCCGCCAACUACGGCGUCUACUACGACGACUCCAAGUAUGACUACAUGCAGCAUUUGCGGGAGCUGGGCACCGGGGGUGGUGCAUCGCACUUCGUGGAAGCCGCCUCGAACGACAAGGGCAAGGGCAAGCCCAAGAUGCGCUUGGAGGACGCCCUGCGCAACAUGUCCGUGGCGGGCGGCAGCACCGACGACGACACGCAAAGCCAGAUCUACGGCUCCGAGAUGCACUCCACCGCAUCUACCUACUCCCGCAAGCCCACCUACCAGGACCAGCAGAACGUGCCCGACGCCAUCGCCGGGUUCCAGCCUGACAUGGACCCCCGGCUGCGCGAGGCGCUCGAGGCUCUCGAGGACGAGGCCUUCGUCGACGACGAGGACGACGACGUCUUUGGACAGCUGACCUCGCGAGCUGAGGAGAUGGAACCCGGCGAGUGGGAGGACACGAUGUUCGACCAGGACGACUAUUACGACGACGAGGACUACGACGACGGUUGGGAAUCCGACGCCACGGAGAAGGCUCCCGUGCAGGCCUCCUCGACCAACGCCGCAUCCCUCACCGAGGACGGAGCCGCCCACCCCACCGCACCAGGCGAAUUGCCCUCGCACGACGCCCCGGCGCCCGAUAUGCCCACCGAAGACCAGGGGUGGAUGCGCGAGUUCGCCAAGUUCAAGAAGGAAGCCAAACAGCCGAAACCCGAGGACGCCGCGGCAGCAAGACGCCCCGGCGCGGCCGCCAGCGUGGCACCCAGCGAGCUGCGCAGCGCCCUGGACGCAUCGACCGUCUUCACCGCAGGCGGGACGCCCAUGCGGCGCAAGAAGCGCAAGGGCGCGCUCACCAACCCGUCUGCAUACUCCAUGACGUCGUCGGCGCUGGCGCGCACGGAGGGCCACCGCCUGCUGGACGACCGGUUCGACCGCGUCGAAGCUCUAUACGCCCUCGACGAGGAAGACGAGGAGCUCGACGACAGCAUGUCCAUGGUCAGCGGCGCGACGGGCAUGACGGGCAUGACAGGCAUGUCGACCGCGUCGUCGCAGGCGCCCAGCCUGAUCGACGCCAACGGCCGCGAGGUCGCGCCCCGCCACGACAUCAACAACAUCAUGGAUGACUUCCUGUCCGGGUGGGACGACAAGACGGGCGCCGAGGUCAAGCGCAAGGGCGUCAAGAACAAGCGCGGCAAGCACGGGAACGAGGCGAUCGGGAUUCGCAUGCUGGACGAGGUGCGGCAGGGGUUAGGGCCGGCUCGUGUGUCGGGUCGUGCCGGACGGGCCUGAUAUGGAUGGAGGAAUGAAAAAAAAAAGUUGUUUGUUUGGUCAUGGUUUGGCGUCUGGAUGAUCUUUUCUUUCUUUUCUAAUUCUUUGGCCUUUUUCUCUUACUCGAGUGCUCUGUUUAAGGCUAUUGUUUAUGAUUCAUGUAGAUAGAUCCAUAGAGUUUGAUGCAUGCGGAAGCAGUUCUCCCGUC
This is a messenger RNA of Aspergillus campestris IBT 28561, 1718 nucleotides long. RefSeq names its product ribosome biogenesis protein LTV1. Bases 23 to 1531 code for a protein of 502 amino acids. NCBI's taxonomy places the organism in Eukaryota, Fungi, Ascomycota, Eurotiomycetes, Eurotiales, Aspergillaceae. Gene Ontology annotation, cellular component: nucleus; cytosol; preribosome, small subunit precursor. Gene Ontology annotation, biological process: ribosomal small subunit biogenesis; ribosomal small subunit export from nucleus. The transcript has 2 exons. The record is from RefSeq and is a predicted model, not a curated record.